This is a messenger RNA of Diorhabda sublineata, 5957 nucleotides long. RefSeq lists its product as uncharacterized. Bases 354 to 1094 code for a protein of 246 amino acids. The transcript is spliced from 5 exons. The record is from RefSeq and is a predicted model, not a curated record. Gene Ontology annotation, molecular function: calmodulin binding. NCBI's taxonomy places the organism in Eukaryota, Metazoa, Arthropoda, Insecta, Coleoptera, Chrysomelidae.
AUUCUUCUGGUCACACGCCGGGAAAGCGACGGAUUUUCUACGACUGUAAAAUUACGGAUUGUUUUAGAUUUUCGACUGUUAAAAACAAAACUUCAGUAAAACUCUCGAGUGUUAAGUGUGUUUAGAAAGCGUGUGUUAGUGAUAAUAUUGUAACAAGUAGUUGAAAAAAAAUUGUUGAAUCAGAUUUACAGGGUGACUCACAGAAGAAAAUCACUGUAACCUUUUUUUACUCUAAGACAUUUUCAAUAACAGUUUCUUGUUUUCACUUUACCCUAAGUAAAUGCGGAGGAUGUUAUAACUAAAGUGUAGUGAUAGUUAGAACAGUACAUUUUCGUCGAUAUUCCUGAGGUAAAAUGGGCUGUAAUACCAGUAAAGAUACUGUCCCAGUAGAAAAUGAAACUAAAGAACAUCAAGAAGGAGAAAGUGAGAAUAUUGUUGAAGAUAAGAAGGAGAUAAAACUCUCAGAAGAGGGUUCCAAGGAUGUAGUGGGUAAUCAUGUUGAAGAAUCAACAAAUUCAAAACCAGCUUCUGCCAAAACAAUUACUCUCCAAUCAAACGACUCGACUAAUAUUCCUCCCAACAUAUUCCGAGAAAAUUCUAAAGAAUCAACCUUCGGUGACGUCGGGGACGGUGCUACUUCGGUUGAAAACGAAAGCCAAUUAACCCCGACAGUAGCCCAACAAGACUCGAAAGACGAAGAACGAGCGGCCACUAAAAUCCAGGCAGUGUUUCGAGGACAUCAAACGAGAAAAAGUAUGAAACAACCGACCGGGAAAGUAGAGCCAUCCAAGGCCAAUACAAACUCAAAUGAGCCCACUAGGGAGGAACUUGAGGCGGAAUUUCGGUUAGAUGAUGCCGAAUUAUGUAAUGCCGCUACAAAAAUACAGGCUUCUUUUAGAGGUCACAUGACUAGAAAGGGCAAGGAAGAACAUCAGAAAAGUGAAUCUAGUACUUCUCAAGUUAAAACACCGAAUCCAGAAGAGGAAUUGGACAUCGAUCUUUCAGAUCCAGAUUUGAACAAAGCUGCUGUCAAAAUACAAGCUUCUUUCAGAGGCCACAUGACUCGUAAAGAUGAUCAAAAAUCCACUAAUUGAACAGUGGAAAGUACAUUUUUAGGAGACAUUAUCUUUUAUCUGGGUAUUGUCAGAACGGUCGCGAUUUGAUGUAAUUUGUCUGCAAUUAGCGAUUCAUCGAGACAUUUUCGUUCAUAUCAGAACUACAGAGAUAUUAGAUAUUAUCUUCGUUGUGAUUAUAAUCUUAUUAGAAGUAGAUAACCAAGUUUUCUAUGCUUUUACGAUCGUUUCGAAAUAAAACUGCGUUGCUUAUUCAUUCGAUUUUGACAAUAUAAUUUAUGAAGAUUUAAAAAAAAAACAACUGAAAGGGAAUCCUUACAGUAGGUAUCGUUUUAUAUUUAAUUUCUACCAGAAUAUUAUUGCAUAUGCCAUAAGAAUACUCUUAAUUCAAAGCAUGUGAAAAAACAAAGAGAAAGAGUUUAAUAAGAUUUUACCUGUAUACAUAUGUAUAUCCAAAUCUCACAAAUUGAUGUUGAAAGCAAACUUGUGAUCCUUUCUUAAUUCUAUACCAACUUAGAUUUAACGAAUUUGAAAAUUAGACUAACAAGGUAAAAGUUUUUAAAUGCUUAUGAUAAUUCUAAACUUAUAUUGAUGUUGCUCAGGCCAAAUUAUAUGAAUUUUGAACAUUAAACCUUCAUUGAAAUUACAUUGUAAACGGUUAGGUUGAUCUUGCUAUUGAUUUAAAUGUGGAUGUAAUAUUAUGAUGUUGUUAAGAGGCAUAAAAAUUAGCAACGUUAUCAGUGAUGAUGAAGUUCAUAGGGAUAAGAAAGUUGACGCAACAAAACUGAUACAAACUACAAGAUCUUCCAGAAAUCUGUCCGCUAAAAUAUAUUGCAUCAUUCAUUGCUCCAUGUCAAGCAGCCUCUACUGAAUUUAGUUUUUAGCGAAAUUGAAAUUUGAUUUAACUCACUGAGUGAGAAAUUUAAGCAGUAACGAAUAUUUGAAAACUUUUACUUUAUGUAGCUUAUCAAAAAUGCUUUAUUGGAAUAAUCUAAUUGCGAACAAGCCUUUUCAUUCAAUAGCUUUUUAAUUGCCAAUUGAUAGUUACCAGAUGUUAUAAAUAAUUAUUUAAGUAAUAAAACUCAAUAAAAUGAGCUAAUAAAUUAUUAACAGAAAGUUAAUAUAUAUCUAAAACAUAAAGAAAUGUAGAUAUAUAGGACGUUUUCACAUGCAAAUUGUGUUUUAAGAAUAUUAAUUCCAAAUAAUUAAAUUAAAUUUGUUUCAAUGGCAUUCCAAUACUAGUGACAUGUGAAAUGAAGAUAAUUUAUACGUCAUCCCUUCGAAUAAUUGUAGCCUUGGAAUGAUCUGGAAAUCCUCUUUGAGUUACUUUUGUUAUUUCAUUUAAAAUAACGUUAAUUCUUUAAUAAUUUUGAAACAUAAUCACUUUAUUAUGCUUUAUUUAUCAUCUAAUGAUUGCUUUAUAUACAAUCUAGUUCUAAGGGCUACUCUGUUACCAAUACUUCUUUAGCUCCUUCAUUCCAUGUCCAGUACAGCUUUCAUCAAAUACGCAUUUUAGUCUUAAUAUUUUUCCAUAUCAUUUUAAAAUACCCCCUACCUAAAUAUUUUCAGUUCUACCAAUGAAAACACCCAAAAUUUGUGGAUAGAAGAAUAAAGAAAAUUCGUGUCUAGUUAAAGUCACUUUGUUCUCUACAGUGGCCAAUUUCAACAAGUGAAGGAUACAUUAUCAAACUUUCAUAUGCAACGCAAAAAUAUUGCCAACUGACAUUUUGGACAUUAGAUUUUUGAUUUCCUAGUUUAGACUGAAUGUUCUAUAGAACAGUAAAAAAUUUAUUGGAAGUAUCCAGUUUAAGUACAACAGUUAAUACUUCUUGUAAAACAUCUGGUACUUAUUAAAAAUGCACAUGAUAGGAUUCUAAUAAAAUAUAAUGUCAUAGGUUUUGAUUACCGACUUAUUCCUUAUGUCUUUUUAAUAGGCAGCGUAAAAAAUUUAUAAUAAAGCAAACUUCAGAUAUGAGGUUGGAUCUAAAAUAUCCACAGAAUAAUUUAAAAAAGUGCGAUAAUGAAAACAUUGCAUAUAAAAGCGGAUUAUUGCAGAGCAAUAUAAAUAAAUCAGUUUCUAUUUUGUGAUAAUGAAACAAAAAUAACUGAUUCGAAUUUAGAUCUGAGAUGCAAAGCUGACUGAAGCUCUCUGUCAAUCAAACAAAUAUUGCAUACCAUACUUGAGCAGAAAUGUAUAUGUGGAUUCCAACAUUAUUUUUAUCACCGGUUUUUUAUUGCCUUAUUAGAACUAUCAGUAGUUUUCGAUCUACAUUUACUCAGCUCAUUAUAACCCUGUAGGUACAUCUGAAGUAAUAUUCCUAAUUCAGAAGUUAUUUAGAAAUUAUGCCUUGAAGUUUUUAUUUGAAUUAUUCUUGUCAAAUAAUUAAUAAUCUUUGUUAGAGAUAAUGAAGGACAAAAUAUGAUGUAUAAUUAAGGAUUUAAUCAAUAAUUGAAUCCUUGAUUUUUGUAAUGUAGAAUUCACAGACUAUAUAUCCUAAGAAAUAUCUUCGGGCAGUGAAAAAUCGAACAAAUUCUUUUUGAAUUUUAACAAAAAAUUCAACCGGACAGGUAUACUGAAGCUGUAAAAUUUAUUAGAGUGGUUUUAUAUAAAGUUUGGUAGGUUUAUGAAAAGAUUUACACCAAAACUCAUGGAUUCAUCUUGAUGCGGGGCAAAAAAUAUCUUCAUUUUCAUGAGUCGAGAAUCAAAAUCUACAUAAAAAUAUUCCACGGCUUAUUAACACCAACCUUCCGAUUUAGGGUUUUUAAUAUAAACAUAUAUUUGAUCUGUAAGAUUGUAAAUGCAGUUCAUUAAAAUAUACACUUAGUAGCUCCUACAACAUGAGUUAUUAGUAUAUUUUGCUUGCGUGGAACAAUUUAUAAAGCUACUUAUGAUUUCGUUUGUGAUAUUUUAACACUAAAAGCUACAAAUGAUGUUGAGCAGAUUACAAUUCACCCAACAUAAGUCCAAAGAUAUUACAUUGAAGACGCUAAGAUAUAGUGAAUUUAGAUUUGUUGCCGUGGUCAAAUAAUUUCUACCAAAAAGGAAGAAGCUAUAAACGGAGAAUACACUGUUUACACCACCACUACACCAACACUCACAAUUACACUGUCUGACGCGCAUUUCGAUAACCAAGGUAAACUGAUUACCUUCAGUCUCUGAAGACGAUAAUUUGGUUAUCGAAACGCGCGUCAGACAGUGUAAUAGUGAGUAUUGGUGGUGUAAACAGUGUAUUCAGUUGAAAUAUGUCUUAUAAUAUAGUGAUUGUGGAAACAAAUAAAAAGUAAUGUUCCUUUCACAUUUUUAUGUAAUGUCUUUGCUUAAGAUGUAUACAAACAGUACUUUUUAAAGUAUUUGUAUGUAUGUACUGAAGACACCAAAGGCAUAUUGCACAUCUUUGUGUACGUCUCUUUAGUUUUUUCAUAUCGUUCAUCAACUCGUCUACAUCUCACUUUGGGUCUAUCUCUUUUUCCUCCUCCAAUACUAUGUUAUUGCUUCAUCUUGGCGAUAUUUCAGAAUUUUACCAUCUACUAUAUAAAAAUAAGUCGGGUUUUUCUUCCUGACGCUAUAACUCCAAAACGCACGAACCGAUUUCCACUGUUUUGCAUUCAUUGGAAAGGUCUCGGGCUCCAUAAGGUUUAUAACAAAGAAAAUUCAGGAAAAAGUCGGGUUUUUCUUCCUGACGCUAUAACUCCAGAACGCACGAACCGAUUUCCACGGUUAUGCAUUCGUUGGAAAGGUCUCGGGCUCCGUGAGAUUUAUAGCAAAGAAAAUUCAGGAAAAAGUCGGGUUUUCCUUCCUGACGCUAUAACUCCAGAACGCACGAACCGAUUUCCACUGUUUUGCAUUCAUUGGAAAGGUCUCGGGCUCCAUAAGGUUUAUAGCAAAGAAAAUUCAGGAAAAAGUCGGAUUUUUCUUCCUGACGCUAUAACUCCAAAACGCACGAACCGAUUUCCACGGUUUUGCAUUCGUUGGAAAGGUCUCGGGCUCCGUGAGGUUUUUAGCAAAGAAAAUUCAGGAAAAAUUUCAACAGAAAAGCGGGAAAAUCUUUUUUCAAAUACAGCGCCAUCUCUGAUACAUAGCAUGUACUACAAACCAAUAUUUUAAGUCGAUCAAUAUGUGACUUAGCUUUGGCGUUAGCAUCAUUUGGAAUUGCGGCGACUCUUCUAGAUGGCGGUCGUACUGCACAUUCUGCGCUUAAGUUGCUACUCAAUUUAAACACAAUUGAUACUCCAACAUGCAAUAUUUCCCGAUCCAGUGCAAUGGGAAAAUUGUUGAUGCAAUUCAAGCUCAUUGUUUGGGAUGAGUGCACAAUGGCACAUAAGAAAUCACUUGAAGCCCUUAACUUCACACUGAAGGAUCUUCGGCGAAAUAACAACAUCUUUGGCGGCUUAAUGAUAUUAUUGGCAGGCGAUUUCAGGCAGACGGUUAAAAAAAUUAAUCAUUCCAAAAAUAUUGCAUAUAAAUAAAAUGAAGACACCAUAAUAACAAAAAAAACAGUAAAAGCUUUAUAAUCUUUCAUCAAUCCAAAUUCUAUGAUAUAAUAUUUAAUUGACACAAUAUUGAGUAUUUCGUAUAGGUCAUCAGAAAAUUAUAAUGUACGAAAAUUAAAUGUUUGAUACUGGUCUAAGAUGAUUAAACAAGAGUCGUCGCACUAGUUGAACCAUAUACGAAAUUAGUACUGUAUGUAUACCUGCUUAAAAUUAUUAUGAGAAGUUUAUUAUAUUGAGUGUGAACAAUAAAUUAACCAAUAUUUAUAUACAGGAUCAAAUACAUCUUAAGAUCAUAUACUUGUGAUUGAUUUCCCAAAAAUUUUAUGUACUUUAUAUUUACUGUAAUAAUAAGUUUAAUUUGAGGUACUUAAUAAAAUGAAGUGAAACUACAAA